UGAAGAAAGUGGAUUGUGAUUAUAAAGAUGAUGGCGGGGCCAGUGCUGGAUUGAAUGUAAAUAAUAACUUAACUACUGGUUCCUUGGUUUGAAGUCAUCUAAGAACCUUUUGAAAACCAAUAAAAACGAAGAAUGUUUAAUUAUGACAGAAUAUGAUUCCCAUGAAAUAAUGAGCGACGUUGUUUAAGAGAAACAAUUCCAGAAAAAUUCAGGUGAGAUUUCAUUAUGCACAGUAACAAAUCAAAUAAAUGAGGAUUUAACUGUCGGGGAAGUUAAUUCUGACUGUGAAUCUGCUCCUGAAGCGAUACUGCAAUCAGCUAUGUCUAAUGAAUUAAGCAAUAUUAAAGAAGAAAGUUUGAUUGUGAAUGGAUCGUGCACAAACAAAACGGGUAAGUGCGAGGUAGUUUCUGACUCUGGAGGGCUUAUUAUGGAUCAGACAAUUGCUUUAGAUAAUGCCAAUAAAAAUAAAGAAAUUACUGAUUGUGUCGAAGAGUUGACAGAUAAAAUUUCGGAAGAAAUGGAACAGGAUUCUAACUCAGGUGUCGAUAUCGAAAAAUGUUCAGAGAGUAUAUCCAAUGUAAGAGUAUCUGCAACCGACUCCAAUUUCGAGAAUAAAUCUGAUACCGUAAAGGAAAUUAUUCUUGUGCGAAGUGAUAAAGUUGUAGGUUGUACAAAUGAUGAAUCAAAUAAUGCGUCUGAAGUAUGUUUAAAUAUUAAAUUAAAUGAUCCAAUUUCAAUAACUGAAUUGGGUCCUCCAAGUUCAGAAGUUUUUGAUGAAUCUCUUUCAGAAGAAGAAGUUUAUGUUGAAAUUGAUGAUGAGGAAAGUGAUCUCAAUGGAGAAAAGUCGGGAGAAAGUCAAGAGGGAAAGGAUAUCAAUUCUCACAGCAUGUCUGAAAAUGUAUCUGGUAGCUUUGAAGCAAAUGACUUGCUCAAUGAAAAUAACAGAAAUGAGAAGGAUGUUUCAAUGAAUAAGGAUCAAAAUAAUUCUGAUGAAGUUAUCUCAGAAAGUGAAGUUUAUGAAAUUAAGGGCCUGAGUGGAAAAGAAAUUAAUUUAGAGAUCUCGAAGGAAAAGCAAGAUGAAUCUCUCAUAGUGGAAAAUUCUGAAAUAGUUUGUUCUUUUGAAGUUAAAAAUCCACAAUCUGAAUCAAAAGUGGAGGGAUGCAGGAAGGAAAAUAAGCAAGUACAAAGUGAAAAGAACAAAAAUUUAUCAGAAAAUGACAUUGCAGCAUCAGAAAUUGCAAAUAUGGAUGUUAUAAUUGAUGAAAAUUCAUUAGAGAGUAAAAGUUUGCAAUCAGAUUCCAAAUCUGAGGUAUUUAGUAGUAAAAAUAAAAGUAAAGAGAAAAAAAAUUUACCUGAAAAUGACAAUGUGGUGGCAGAAAUUACAGAUAUGAAAUCAUUAGAUUCUGAUAUUGCAGUUGAGAAAAAUUCUUCACAGAACCAUAGUCCUUCUUCUGAUGGAGAUGAUUUUAAUCUUGAUGAUGAUGUAAUAGAAGAGUUUGCUAACGAAGAAAAUAAGAUUAUGAAACUUUCUAAUGAUGGAAUAGAGGAGUUACCUAAUGAAGAAAAUAAGAUUAUGAAACUUUCUGAUGAUGAAUUGGAUGAUUUAGUUGAGGAAUUUGUUGAGGCUGAAUGUUCCAGUCUAUCUGCUGAGAACAAAGAAUCGAAAUCUAAGGAUCUUUCAUCAGAAAGUGAUGAUGAAAUGGAACUAUUAAUUGAGGACUUUAAAGCUGUUGAUUCUGAUAAUGAUUGUUUUAUUGUUCAAGAUAGUAACAAUGUAGUUGUUAUUAAUGAUGAUAAUGAAAGUGUACAACCAAAAAAGAAAUCUAUUUCAAAUAAAUUGCAAUCUGAAACUGAUAUAAAUUCAAAUAAUUUAAGUGAUAAGAUGGUAAAAAAUGAUGCAGUUUCAUGUUCACAAGACCUUAUUAAAAAGUCCGAAACAAGUGCGAAAGUUUCUGAAAAUGAAAACAUUGCGGAAAAGGAGAAUGAAAUUGAAGUUCUGAAUGAUGAAGCAAAUAUAGAAAAGCUUAAAAAUGUCAAAAUUGGAUUCUUUAAAUCUGAAAUUUUUGAUAAUGAAGUAGAAGAAAAUAAGCAAAAUAAUAGUAAUAAACUUGAUAAAAAUGACAUUGAAGGUAUGACGGAAAAAAAUAUUGUAACAGCAUCACCCUUGUUCGAAGGCUUGCGUGGGAAAGUAGGUCUUGAAUGUAGGACUGAUGGAAUGUAUUUGAAAAAAGAUAAUAAGAAUAUAAAUUUGCAAAGUGCAAAUACAAAUGAUGAAAAAGGGAACAUUUCGAAUAAUGCAGAUAUAUCAAAUAAGGUAUCAAAUGGUUAUGAUAUACUUUCUAAGGACCAGCCUGUAAUAAUUAGUGCUAAGUCAAAUUCUCUUGAAGAAGAGCAGUGCAUGGAUGAUAUCCUAAAGAAAGUCUGUGCAUCAAGUGAUAAUAAUUCUACAAAUAAUGAAGAAUGUAAAAGCACUGCUAUUAAAAAGAAGAGUGAAUUGGUGAACAAUUCCAUUUUAUUAGAAGAAAAUCAGAUAAUUUCUCAAAAUGGUGAUAUAAAAUCCCUAGGUUCUUUAUGUAAUGAUACUCUGGAAGAGUCGAAGAAAAGGAAGCUAGAGUCCUUGGACAACAAAUCAGAUGAAUCUGUAAAGAAAAUAAAAACCCAGAAUAAGGCUGAAAGUAAUGUUGUUACUGCUGAGUCUUCUUCAUCACAAAUUGAUGCUUCUGUUAGAAAAAAAAUAUUAGACCACUUUAAUGAAGCAUUUCGUACAAAAGUUCAAUUAAAAAAGAGUUGGCUGGAAAAAAUGUCUAAAAGACUUUGCAGAGAAACAUUAUUGGAAGAGUACAAAGAAGAAAUAGCCAAACAGAAGAAUCUAAUUAAAGAUUUAGAAGAUAAACUUCAGACUGUAAAAGAUGAUUUGAAAUAUUCUAAAGCUCAGGUGACAACUUUUACGGCUUUACAGAAAGUGAUAUUUAAAAAACAUCAGUUUGCUGUCCAGACUGCUGUGAGGACUGUUGCGGUUAAUGUCAAAAUAUUUAGGGAAUGUGAUGAGCCAUGCACUCAACCACAACCUAUGCCAUUUCCUACUGUUACUAAAACUGAAGUAUCUUCUAAUACUAAAACUGAAGUACCUGCUAAUACUACAGUAACCUCUGUAAGUACUCCAAUUUCAUCUCCAGCUUCAGUUAAGGCACAGGUACCACAGCUGAAAACUCCUGCUGCUCCAGUUCUUCAAACUGCUGCGUCUAGGAAAUGUGAGUCUCAAUUCAUUAUGCCACAGUCAAAAAUUUGUGUUUCAAGUGCACGAUUACCAGCUCCUAAUUCUGUAAGAUUUGCUCCUGCUCCUGCACCAGCUCCAGCUAAUGCUGCUGCGACGAAAAAGGAAGUUGCACCAAGUUUGAGCAAUUCUCAGGCUGUUCCACCACGACCAGCAGUUGCACAAAAAAGUCAACCUCCAACUAAAGCAUGUAGUCAAGUGAUUGAUUUAACAGAUGAGGAAUCAUCAAGUAAAAAACUAAUGCCAGCAUCAUCUACACUUGUUUCACUUGCAUCAAACUCAAAAGUCAACCUGCCUGGAUUGCAGAAUAACCAGAAUGUUCUGCUUCCAAUCAAUGGUCUAUUUCAAAUGUUGCCUGCUGCAGCACAGAACAAUUCACAGUUUUCUAUCAGCAAUCCUGUGCAGGUUCAACAAGUGUCUCGACAAGCUCUUGUUCCGACCCUCCAACCAAAUCUUCUAGGACCUAGAACUGUUGCGUAUAUCAUUCCUACCAAUUCAGGCCAGAUAAGCUCAAUUGGACGAAAUUCCUUACCUGUUACAAAUUUUGUACCUGGUACAAAUCAGCGAUUGCAAACUUUAAUAGUUCGUGUUACUAACCCAGGUCAAGUUCCUCCUAUGAGCACAGCCAUAAAUUCACAUGCCAGAAUGCCAGCUCCCACUCACGGUUUAAGGGCUCCAACCACAAGGCACCCAUCAAUUCCGUCAUCUUCAUCUUCAUCUGACCUUGUUCUUUUUCCUCGCCAACCAAAGCAUCCAGCACCUUUCCCAGCUCUACCAGAAUAUCGUUCAAGUUCACAAUUAAAAGCAAUCCCUCCAAAACCUUCUUUAAAAGGCUCUAGAGCUCCUAAUGGCAUUAUUUUAUCUUGGAAUAUGAGCUUACUUAGUUUACAUGCAGAAAUCGCAAAUUAUCAGCUUUUCGCUUACCAAGAACAACCUGGUCCAGUUAAUUCGUCUUUAUGGAAGAAAGUUGGUGAUGUCAAAGCUUUACCUUUACCCAUGGCAUGCACUUUAACACAAUUCAUGGAUGGAAAUAGGUACUAUUUUACAGUAAGAGCUGUAGAUGUCCAUAACAGAUUUGGACCCUACAGCGAUGCUGUUAAUAUAUUGUUUACUAAUAUAAAGGAUUGCAAGUCUUUAAAAUAAGCGAAUAUAAAUAUAUCUUAAGAUCUGUAUUUGAAGUAUAAUUAAGUUAUGGUAUGAGCUAUAAUAUUGAUUUUAUUAAUUUCUCAAAACAUUUUUAUGUUUUAGAAAUUAUUCAAUAUUGAAACUAAUUGUACCAAAUUAUUCUUUUAAUUUUGUUAUAAAGAAUAUUUAAUUGAAAUGCAGUUAACAGUAAAUAUUUAAGCUGUUCUAAGCAUAAAAUAUUUUACCAAGAUUUUAAAUUUGCAUGAUUUAAUUUUAUAUGUUUGAAAACUGAUGGCAUAAGGAAAAUGCAUGUUAAAUUUAUGUGCUAAAAACAUACAGAAUGACUAUAUUUGUAUCCCUGAUUCAUUAUUUUAUAAUGUGUUGCACAUUUUUAUCACUUUUAAGAUAUUUACUAUUAUGAUAAAUAUCUGUUGUAUGUUCCAGAUAAAUCUAUGCAAAUAUAUAUAUGUUUUUAUCUGCAUAGUAAAUUUGAUACAAUGUACAUAAUAAAGCCAUCAAUUGUAAAUAAAACUCACGAACGAUUAUUUUCUUUUUGUUAAUGUAAAAUCGUUCGUUUUUUGAAUCAUUGUAUAGUAAGAUUUCCAUAUCCAUCUGUUUAAACACAUUCAGAAUUCAGACUAUUUGAUAUAUCUUUUAAUAAAUAAGUUGGCUCGUAAUUUUUACAGUAUUUCUGUAACUGUUCCCAUUCUUUCAUUUUUUACAGCAUAUGUGUAAAUAAUGCAUACAAUGACCAAAUGUUGUCACUAUUAAAAUAUAACCAAAAAAAAACUUCAUUUUAUAAGUUAAACAAGUUGAGUCAAUAAAAUUUUACCACUAGUUUUUUCUGUUUUGCCAUAUUUAAUGAUUGUGAAUUUUUUAAUUUCAUUUAUGUUUAUCGUGUGUUCCUUAUGUUACUUACUAGUUUGUGUAUGUAGAAACAGUACUUUGUAUAAAUUAUCAUCAUUUGAAAAUGGAUUUUUAUUUAGGUGCAA
Argiope bruennichi is the source of this 5391-nucleotide messenger RNA. RefSeq names its product activating transcription factor 7-interacting protein 1-like. Bases 320 to 4417 code for a protein of 1365 amino acids. Gene Ontology annotation, biological process: regulation of DNA-templated transcription. Lineage: Eukaryota; Metazoa; Arthropoda; Arachnida; Araneae; Araneidae. Gene Ontology annotation, cellular component: transcription regulator complex; nucleus. The record is from RefSeq and is a predicted model, not a curated record. The transcript is spliced from 14 exons. Gene Ontology annotation, molecular function: protein binding; transcription coregulator activity.